GUUUGGGUGUCUGGACCACAAAGCAGAAGCUUGUGAAACUGAACCUGCAUCUCAUUUAGCAGCAAGGCUUGGUGAGCCUGAAGUGUCUGACUUAGCUGAAAUUAGAAAUCAAGUUAGGGAUUCCACAAUUCCUUCAGAAAUGGAAGUCAGUGGCACACCGUUGGAACAUUCUGUUGGAGAAGCAGGGAAACAAAUGUCUCCUCUUUAUUCAACUGAAGCCAAAAAUGCCGUCCCUGAAAAGCCAAGAUUACCAUCUGUUCUUACAGAAGGAGAAAAGCAAGAAACAGAACAGUUGUCAUGGGACUAUUCAGACAAAGAAAAGGUGGAGGAUCAAUUAACCAUGCUUUUCCAAAAAAAGUCAGGCCAUCUUCCUUUGGUCCACAAAUCAGAAGGUCAAGAAACUGAACCUGCACCUGAUCUAGCUUCCAUGACACAGGAAAUCUAUAAAACUAUUGAAGAACCCUCUGGACCUUCAGAGUUUUCCUGUUUUAUGGUUGACAAAGAGCCCAAAAGAGAAGAGAAAUUAAAAUCAGACUUGGCAAGGCAAGCAGCUCAGACUCAGCCAUCUCUGACCACCUUGAUAGAAGCAAAACAUCCUGUUGUAUUUCACCUAAGAGACAAAGCAGAGACUCAGGUUGCCUCAACAGAAUCUUGGUAUCCAGAUUCCACACUCUCAAUUCCAGAUGCACAGGAAGAAGAGACUCAGCUACAUUCUACGGCACCAGCACAGUCAGAACCAGAACAUCUUGUUAUCUCUCAGUCCAUAAAAGCACCACAUGGACCUAAAGAGAUAUUGCUUCUCAAUGACAAAGUUACUGGGCCACUCAUUUCAUCAGAGCAGUUGCUAUCUACUUCAUCUCUUCUCACUGCCAGUGUGGAAAAGCAUGGAACACAGCCACCCUUGCUAAAGACUGCUGCACCAUUGCCUGAACAGCCAAACUCUGAUAUGCCUUGCCUGGUUCAACAAAUGAAAAAACAAAGCAAUCUGUCUGAUUCUACAGAGGUGACUCCUGUGACAGCAGAAGCAUCAUUUCCUACUGUGCCUUUCCAAAAUGCUGAAAUAACAAAAGAAGAAAACCAGUCCUUGUCACCCACAGAAGUUCUGUCAAAAGAAUUAGUAUCUAAAUCAAGGGAGCCAGAAGUUGCCACAGAUACAAAAACAGGGCAACUUUUUCCAACUUUGUCUGCACAACACCCAGGUGAAGAAUUGAAUUUAGAAAAUCAGCUGCACCCAGCUAAAAAAGCACAGUCAGAUUUUGAGAAACAAGAUAAAUCCUCUUGUGCAAUAAGUGAAGACCUACUGGCGCAUUCAUUGGAGUCUGAAUCAAAAAAGCAUUUUACACAGCAGAAUUCUAUUGUCUCAUCCCAGCUGGAAGGAACAACUCCGUUGCAUUCUGUCGAUGAAAUACAUAAGAACAUUAUGCAACCUGAUAAACCUACCACUAAGCCGUUGCAUCCUGAUUCAUUGCAUCCUGGUUUUGAGUCAUCACGGAUAGAUGCUAUUCAGCAGCAAACUCUUCAGCAUUUAUCACAAACACUUCUACCCACGGAACUAGAUACAGUGCAGUUAGGAGAAGAAAAGGAGAUACAUGGAAUCCAGUCCCAUUUGCCUGCAACCAGGCAGGCUUUAUCUCAGUUAGUUUAUUCAAUGGAUACGCAAGAAAAUCAAGGUAUUUCACGAACUGCAGCCCAGGAUACAGGACUUUUAAGCCCACAACUCAAUAAGGCUGAUGCAGAAGACAAUGGCAUUGCUGAUCCAGAAUCAAAGCACCUGGCAAAACAAGCAGUUGAACCUAUAACUGCACAGUUGGAGACACACCACACAAAUAGGAUGCACUUCAUGUCUGAAUUGGGAAAGCAUUUAGAUGUAUCCUUUCCAGUUCCAAGCACAGAAGGAGAAGGCCUUCCAAUGCCUAUAUAUGUAACUGCAGAAUCAGAAGAUGAACAGCCACUAUCAUCCAAAAAAGAGAGGGAAGAAACUGAAUGUUGUGCACCCAUAAUUCCAACAACCAAAUUAAAAGGUUCUGCUUCAGAAACACAGGGAAAUCAAAAUGAUUUGUCUAAUGCAUUAAAUGAGGCAUCUGGAUCACCACCAUUAAUUUUAUCAUUUGUUCCUGAUAAAACAAAGCCCCAGGCAAUACUUACAGAGUCAGUAGGAAGUUCAGUACCAGCCUCACAGCAAUCAAAUGUUCUUUCUUCAGAACCUACGGACAAAACUGAGAUAGGAAAAAAUAAUCUCCCUUUCCCUGAGUCUCAAGAAGUAUUGUCAGAUUUACCAUUCUUUACAACUUCCUCUAUAAAGGAGGUCAGGAAAGAACCACUGCAUUCAUCCAUGGCCACAAAGAUUGUGUCAGAGGAAUCUGGAUCCAUUCUAGAUGAUGCUACAUCUCGAGAAAUAAAUGAACGAUCUCCUUUUUCUUCAGCUUUGUCGGCAGAACAGGUUUCUGUUGAACCUAUUUCAUCUUAUGGUGCUUCUGAAGAAGAGAAACAAGUCUGGUCUCAUUCAGUUUUCAAUGAAGAACCAGUGGAUGUGGCUGCUGGGAAAGCAAAUAUGGAAGAUACACAGUCUCAUUUGCUUGUUAUUCCACAUUCUGAAAACAGGAGCCAGGAUAGCAAGCUACAAGGUCCUGUGGCAUUGCAGCCAGAGUUGGAAGAUUUGACUUUAUUGAAUUCCACUGAAGAAAAACCCAAGCAAGAAACUCUUCUAUGUUCACCUCCCACUGUACCUCAAGAAAUAUUAUAUCACCAGGAAGAAAAAGAAGAUCAAGAAGGAAUAACUUCUGAGAUUGAAUGUUCAAAGGAGCAGGAUGAUCCAUUAAAAGAUGACAAUUUCUUGCAACCAGUAAAAGAAUCACAACUGGAAGAAAUUCAACUUUACUGUUCUGUAACUCUUCAAGAUUCAUCCCAGUUGGCUGAUAUAAGUCCCCAAGAACAAGAGGAUUACUUGCCUACAACUGGAGAAGUGGAUUCUGGUGUUUCUAUAUUAUCACAGUUGAUGGAUGAUGCAGAGAAACAAGAAAUUCAGACAACAUGGUCUGAAGCUGCUCAGAUAGAAUGUAAACCAUCUGUUUUGUCAGUAAAUGAAAUGAAACAAGUCCAGCAUCCAUCAUUCACCACACCCCUGGAUACAAGGCAUUUAGAUUUAUCUGAUUCAAAAAAAUCAGAACUCUGUUCAUUUGAGGAACAAAAUCAGACUUCUGAACAAGAACCACUCAUUUCAUCUAUUCUCACUAAGAAAGUGAAAGAGACAGAAGAGAAUUCAUAUCCAUCUUUAGUCUCAACAUCUUUGUUGAGCCCAUCCAGCUCUGUUACAUUGGAUCCAGUUUAUGAAGAAAAGAAAGAAGAAAAGCAGCCUUGCACACCUAUAAUAGCAAAGGUGAUGCCAGAAGAACCCAUGUCAAUUGCUGCAUUCCUUCUUUCUGAGGCAAAAGUGAUAGAUAUUUUUUUUCCCCAGGCCUCAGAAAAACAGAAUUUAGAUACUCAAUCUCCUUUUGGGGAAGCUGACUUAAUAAAUGGUUCAACUGUCCUUCCUGAGAAAAAUGCAAUGACGGAGAGGAAAACUGAAUCUCCUCCAACACAUUUUGAAUCAGAACAUUUUGAAUCAGAGCCCCAGGUAGACAGGGUCAUUAGUACAGAACAUCUUUCAAAAACAAAAGAAACAGAGCAUUUGCCUAGCAUGGAGGGUACUUUGAAAGUGCCUGAAAACCAUUUAUGCAAAGAAAAGGAAUUCAAAGAUCAAGAGAAACUGAGAGAAGAAGGCAUAUCCACUCUUAAUCUUGACCAAGGAAAAGACACAGUUAAUAUUUCUGGAAGUUGUGAAGUUGUGAAAACGAAUGCUUCUCUCAUUUCCUCUGUUGAUAGAAAAAAGCUUAUACCAGAGGCAGUAGAAACCAUUUCAUUGUUGGAAACAAAAGCAUUUAAUGAUGCUAGAGAUGUGGUUGUUGAUAAUGAACCUUCAGUCUACAAACCAAGUGGAAAAUGUUCAGAGGACUUAAAGGUAGAUCACGCCGAAAAGACAGAAAAUGAAUCAAAGGAACUUGACAAAGAAAAAGAUAUCAAGGAAAGCACAGAAACUGAAAAAGAGGUUUGGGUUAUUCCAGAAAACAAGGAUGAUAGUAUUUUUAAUAACACCAAUAUUGAUUAUGUUGAAACGUACACUUUGAUUGAUAAUACAUCUUUCACCCAAACAGGAAAAGAAAAGUCUAUUCAGGAGGCUCAGAGACCAUUUGGUGAUAUAAAUAAACAAUAUGUGGAAGCUACAUAUCCAGCAGCAAACUCAGAGAAGAUUUUGGAGUUAUCUUUAUUAGAAAGAGACAAUGGAAUGAUAGAAAAAGAAAAUACAACAGCUACCCAUGAAGACAUUUCAAAAACAGCAAAUGAAAAUGAAAUGACUGAUGCUGUUAGGGAUGAUGAUAAAAACACAGAGCAUGAAUUUAACUUAGUAGAUACUAAUGCAGUCUUAUUUCAUUCUGAGAAAGAUGAGUUGUCCCAAUCUCCAGGUGCUUCCUUGCCAAUGGCUGAAGUAGACUCUGAGGUUCUAGAGCUGCCACCUGCCUUGGCAUUUUUAUGUAAAGAUUUAUAUGAAGAAGCAGUGGGAGAUUCUAAAAAACCUAGCCACAAAUGUAAAGAAGUGAAGGAUACUGAUCUGCCUUUUCAUAUUAAAGAUCAUGUUCCUGAUGAUGGUAUUGGAAUGUAUCUGGAGAAGGACAUUCCCAGAGAUUACACUCCAAAUAACAUGGAAGAAUCCAAGAAGGAAGACAUUUUAAAAGGUCAGCCUAUUAAUGAGGAAACUUUAACCCAACCAAAAGUCAUAGACGAUGUCUAUGAACCAAAUGAAAAAAUGUACGAGCCUGUAGGUAUUCAACCUGAUCUAUCUGCCCAAGUGGAGGAAUGUCCGAGUGAUAUACUUACAAACAGGGCAACUGAGAUUGUGAGUGACAUAAAAAUUGAGAUUUGUCAACCAACACAUGCAAUUCCUUUUGGAAGGGGGUUCUAUAGCUCAGGUGCCAGCAGUGAUGAUAGUGAUCAGAGAAGAGAAGAACAAUCCUUGUCUGAAGAGACAGGCCAAUUGGUACCAGAAGAAACAAGUGAUGAGGAGUCUAGUCCAAUACUUAAUUAUGCAGCAACUGUAUAUCAGACUGAACCAUCUGGGCAAGACGAAUCAAAGAAUGCUGCCGAGUUUGCAGUCACCCAAAAUCAACAAUCUGAAAUAACAGAAGUUCAUGGAAUGGAUGAAGAUGUAGUUGUAAAGCCUGCAGAAAAAAAUGCACAGUCUCUUGAAGUGUUCAGUCAUACUGAUAGGCAAAGUGAGAGACAACUAGAAGAUACAUACUUUUUAGCUGAGCCCACAGCACAAGAUAUGCAGGUUUUAGAUCACAAGGAUCUUCCAUGUUGGGAUACUGAAGUGCAAAAAUUUGAGAACAGAAUUGGAGAAAAUAAUGCCCAGGAUCUAACACAAUAUGACACCGAAACAGCAGACCAGUUAGCAACAGAAGCAAAAUCUGAUAAUCCAUUUGAGGAAGUUGACUAUUCUCUUUUGUCGCAUGAUUUUGAUACCUAUCCAUUAUACUCGAUAAAAGAGGAAGAGGACAGUGACAUUGAUGAAGAUCUAGCUGAGCUCUUGAACUAUGAAGUGGUUAGCCGUGAUGAUGUAUUUCAGGAAGAAGUCUCUUCAGAAACAGUGCCCGAAGAACUGUUCGAUGAUCAAAAAUCCCUAGAUUCCAUUAGUGAUACUUAUGAAUUUGUGAAUGAAAGAGAGGCAAGUAUGUAUACUGAAGAAAAAGGGGCUGAAUCCCUUGAUCUUGAAAUGCUACAAAGAAAUGUAUCAGAAUGUGAAUUUCUACAGAAAGAAGUUGAUCAAGCACAUUUGGAUACAUAUUGCUACCAGUGUAAACGUCCCAUCUCCUCUGAGGAUAAGCUUUUUGAGGAGCAUAAAUACCACAAUGUAGCUGAUUUGGGGACAGCUGUGACUGUGUUAAAGAGUCAGCUGGAUGGAUUCCUAGAUGUUUUGCAACAAAGAUCUUUGAAAAUUGAAGGAUGUGUCAGUGAAAUAGAGGCUUUGUUUAACACUCUCGAGGAAAACUGUAAGGAAAAAGAAAAGUUAUUAGAAGAGCAAAACGAAAAUGUGGUCAAGAUGGUAUUUGGUCACCAUGAUAAAAAGGCACAGAAUUUUGAAGAAGCAAAGAACACAAAAAUGGAAUAUCUUUAUGAACAGAUGGUUAAUUUUCAAGACUAUAUUGAUACAGCAAAGGAGACACUAGAAAUGAUAAUAAAUGAAACUGAAGAAAUUGAUGAUUUUGCUUUCCUAAAGUCAUCUGAAGAAAUAAAUAAAAGGUUACUUUCUGCUGUAGAAAAUAUUGUGACUUUGGAAAAGAUGCCUGCUGCUUUCUCACAGUUUGAACCUUGUGCAGGUGGCUUUACUAAUAGUGACAGGACUUUACAGCAUAUGCCUGUCCCACAUACUCCAAAAUUACAGCCUCAGGAUCCAAACUCAGCCACCAGCACAUCGAUUGCUGUGUAUUGGACUGUGAAUGAAGAUGAUCUCAUUGAUUUCUUCCAGGUUUAUUGUAUGGAGGAAUACCCAGGAAGCAAACAGCAAAGUGGCUUCAAUGAAGAAUAUCGUGUCAUCGUGAAAGAGAGUAACUGCAUUUUGGAGGAUUUGGAACCUGGUCACUGCUACAGUGUGUGGGUCAUGGCUAUAAAUUAUGCAGGAUGUAGUUUUCCCAGUGACAAAUCCAUAUUUAGAACUGCUCCCCCGACUCCUGAAAUAAAAUCAGAGGACUGCACUGUCUGCUGGGAUACUGCCACCAUCCGAUGGAGCACCAGCAACCUAGAAGCAACCGACUUUUUCACACUUGAGUUCUGCAGACAGUAUUCCCCUGAAGGAGAAGGACUCAGAUCUCUAGCUGGAAUUCGACAGCCUGAAAUAAAGGUUCACCUAGAAUCAAACAUAAACUAUUUCUUCUAUGUGAGAGCAGUUAAUGCCUUUGGAACAAGUGAACAGAGUGAAGCUGCUCUGAUUUCAACAAAAGGAACAAGAUUUCAGAUAAUGAGAGAAAUUGUUCACCCUGUACUGCAAGUAUCACCCAAUGGAACCAUGAUAAGCCUUCUGGAUGAUACUAACCUUGCUGGAAUCUCACCAGUAUUGGGUGAGCUCUUGCCUGCCCAAGGAUGGCAUUACUGGGAAAUCACUGUUAGCAGUUGUGGAGCUUACAAGGUUGGGAUCUGCUCUUCCAUGCUCCCAGAAAGUAGUGACUUGGGACAGAAGAAUGGUUCGUGGUGCUUACAUUGCUCCAGCAAAACAAGUUCUGUAUAUAAAGUACUCCACAAUGGCCAGAUGACUGAAAUUAUUGUGACUGAACAGCCUGCCCGGAUUGGCAUCCUGCUAGACUACAAUACUGGAACACUCCUAUUUCUCAACGCAGAAAGGGGGCAGGUGCUAUCUGCUAUCAAGUACAAAUUCACUGAAGCGGCUUAUCCUGCUUUUGUCCUGGAACAAUUGGGGUUUCUCAACCUGCAUACAGGCAUGGAACUACCAGAAUUUGUAAAGCAAAGCUGAACGUUCUCUUCUAAAUCACCUAUGAGACAAAAAACAAAAAGAAAAAGAAUUUGGUAAAAAGGCUUGGGAUGGACUUUUUAUUCAAUAGCCAUGAUUCAGAGAAAUGCUCAGAGAGUUCAGUGGCCUCUGUAAGCCCUUCUAUUCCCUUCUAUUCAGAAACACACACAAAUGCGCACUCACACAGAAACAUAGCAACAGAUCAAAAAAAGUCAGUUAUAUGGUGAGGAAGUUUUAAAAGCAGAUCAAAGAAGCUCCCCUUAGGAAAAAAACUGAGAGGCUCACAGAGCACAUGUCAUCCAUCCACUGGCCUCCAAGGCAUUUGGAUGGUGCCCAAAUACUUUCCCCCAGCUAUUUCUAUUCACUGGAAUCAUGUGCUCAAAGCUCACAUAGAAAUCCUAAAUAGAAUCUCACCACUUACUAUUUUUCAUGUACUUUGUUGUACGUUAUCAAAUCACUUUCUGCAGGAAAAUGUUUAUAUUACUAUAUUAAUAUUAAUGGUACAUUAAAAUAAUUUGAUUAAAUAUUGAUUAAUAUUAAUUAGUGUCCAAAGACAUGAUAUGCUCAUUUAACACCUAUUGGCUGAAGGGCACCAGAAACUUCUUUUGCAUUAGUCCCUUGGUUUCAAGCCCAACACAACUGGUAAGACCAAGCAAGCAACAACCACACAGAUUUCAGGAAGGUAUCUUUAAUGUCAGUUAGGAGUAAAUACAGAAUCUUGGAAAUGCAAAUAAGAACUUCCCACCUUCAUUUACAGAGCAUUAAUUAAAGUCAAGUUUCUCUGAGAAAUUUGAAAUGCACCUUCUCAGAUUUUUUUCCACUUGUGCUAAGUUUGCUAUUUAUGUGAUUAGCUAUCAACUGACUCAUCGGCUGUCUCUUGAUUGUUUAUGUCUUGGACAGAUCA
Python bivittatus (Burmese python) is the source of this 8459-nucleotide messenger RNA. NCBI's taxonomy places the organism in Eukaryota, Metazoa, Chordata, Lepidosauria, Squamata, Pythonidae. The record is from RefSeq and is a predicted model, not a curated record.